GAAACGGGGAGUGUUCUCAAAAGUGACACUGGGGCAGGGGCCGUGUGGCACAAUGCAAAUGUACUGAGAAGAGUUAACGAGGAGGAAUCAUCAAGAAUGACACUUGUAGUUGUGAGUUACCCAAGACGGGAGGAAGCAUUAUGUUGAAAAAGGAGGAGGGAAAGACUGCAGGCUGUCAGCAUUAUCCAAGUCGCCGCCCUAUGUCUGCAGGGUGACCAUGCCCUGAGGACUCCGUUGUCUCUAGGCAGCUUUAUCCCAUAUGGAGCAGAUGGCUUCAGAUGUGCCCAAGAUGGCAUCGUUAGAUGGGGGAGCUGCCAGCUCUUCCUUGCUGUCCCUGGAAGUGAAUGACACCCAACGUUCUGAGAGUCCGGCCCCUACACUGACUCAGGGAACAGAACCAGGAGCCAGCCAAGAUGAGUCCAUGUUUGUCCACGCUCGAUCUUAUGAAGACCUCACAGGUGAGGAGGAAGAUUCCGUGCCCGGCAGCCCUGGAGCUGAGCCUAGUAGUAUGGAACAGAUCAGCCAGGACUUCAACAAGCUUAGUACCCAACUGAGUGUAACGUCUCUGCAGGACGUUGAGCAGUGCAGAGAAGUAACUUCUGAUUUGGGACCCAGGGACGCUUCUCGUUCCAUAAGCGGAGAUGAAGAUGGAGAUGGAGCUUUCAGAGCAGUAGAUGCCUGGUACCAGCACCAGAAACACGUGUUUGUGCUGAGUGAAGCUGGAAAACCUGUGUAUUCACGUUAUCAUUCGGAAGAGGUUCUUUCAAGCACAGCGGGUGUGAUGAUGGCACUUGUGUCCUUUCUAGAGACAGAGAAGAAUGCUAUCCGUUCCAUCCAUGCAGAUGGCUACAAGGUAGUAUUUGUGCGUCGCUCCCCUCUAGUGCUGGUCUCGGUCUCUCACACUCGUCAGUCAGAACAAGAGAUUUCCCAAGAACUGCUUUAUGUUUACUAUCAGAUACUCAGCCUGCUGACAGGAACCCAACUCCACCACCUUUUCCAGCAGAGGCCCAGUUAUGACCUGCGGCGCCUACUCUCUGGCUCAGAGCGUAUCACGGACAGCCUGUUGGACCUGAUGGACACUGACCCCAGCUUUCUGCUCUCAGCUGUCCGCUGCCUGCCUCUUGCUCCCGCUAUAAGAGACUCUGUUGGCUCCAGCCUCCAGCAGGCUAAGGCCAAAAGCCUUGUCUUUUCAGUUCUAAUGUCCAGGAACCAAUUGGUCAGCCUGGUCAGGAAAAAGGACCAAUAUUUGCAUUCUAUUGAUUUACAUCUGCUCUUCAACCUGGUCACGUGUUCUAGUUCCUUUAGGGAGGGUGAAGCAUGGACUCCUGUUUGUCUCCCUAAAUUUAACCCGUCUGGCUUUUUCCAUGCUCACAUCUCCUACCUAAGCCAAGAGACUGAACUCUGUCUUCUGCUGAUCUCCACUGAUAGAGAGGAUUUCUUCACAGCGUCCGAUUGCAAGAGGAAGAUUGUGGAGCGUCUGGAGAAACGUGGAAGCUGGGGGCCACUCCAAGAAGCUUUAAAAAGCCCAUUCUAUGAUGUCAGCCUCGUUGGUGUUCCUGAACUCAGGCAUUUUCUAUACAAAUCCAAAAGCUCUGGUCUGUUGACCAGUCCUGCGAUGGAAGCUCCCUAUGACACGGAAGGAGAGAAGAAGCGGCUUCUGUCUCUUUACCAGUUUCUACACAGCAAAGCGCACUGCAGCACUCAUCCUCUCAGCACCAUCUACCACAUGGGUCCCCAUGAGAACAUACUUGCCUGGGUAACAGAGGCCUUUGAACUGUACGUCUGUUUCAGCCCACUUGGGACAAAGUCAUCAGCAGUAAGUGGCGUCUCUCGCCUUCUGCGCUGGAUCCGCAAAGAAGAAGAGAGGCUGUUUAUCCUAAAUUCUCCCACCUACUAAAAUCUACUACUACUUAAAAGUAAUGUUGAUGUAAACCAUUAGCACCAACAAUAUAUUUAAAAAUGUUCCCGCACAAAUAUUCCAUCUCAUAGAAAUCUGUCUCCAAGGAGCUGGAAAAGAGAUGAGUUUGAGCGAGAAUCUAAUUUACGUCUCAGUUUUGCCACGGGUCUAAUCUUUUGUCCUCUUACUCAAGCAAAUAUUUCCAAAUGCAAUUAUACUGCUUGGAAAACAAAGUUCACACUAUAGCUGGUAUUAUUUAAUACUUUUAGUUUCAGUUAUAGUGACUUAGUUCAGACCAAAAACUUGUUUUGAACAAGAAAUCUGUAUCUCAAACCUCCCUUGAUGUGCAAUAAAGAUUUUCUUUUAUAUGAUGUGUUAAAUGAAAUAUUGAACCAAUACCAUUUCCUUUGUAGUUUGCAUGUUCUGAGGUACAUGCACUUGGAAUGGAGGAAACCAAUGUGAAGCUAAAACUUUUAAUAAAUACACAUUUUUAAAUACUA
Messenger RNA from Spea bombifrons (plains spadefoot toad), 2397 nucleotides. RefSeq names its product MON1 homolog A, secretory trafficking associated (gene MON1A). NCBI's taxonomy places the organism in Eukaryota, Metazoa, Chordata, Amphibia, Anura, Pelobatidae. The record is from RefSeq and is a predicted model, not a curated record. The transcript is spliced from 6 exons. The coding region runs from base 260 to 1897 and encodes 545 amino acids. Gene Ontology annotation, biological process: protein targeting to vacuole; vesicle-mediated transport.